UCUCAGCUCCUUCAAUACUUUCUCUACAACUACAUAACAUGGCAUUGUUUUUGUUUCUAUUUCUUGCCACAACCCUAGGAAUUUCACAAGGGUCAGACCAGGAUACUGUCCCCCACAAAAUUCACCUCCUCCGCCCACAAUCCGGAGCCGCCGGUAACCAUGUACCCGGCUUGUCAUGCCUGAGCUGGCGCCUUGGCGUCGAAACUAAUAACGUUGUAGGCUGGAUUACUGUUCCGGAAGAGUGUGAGGAGUACGUGGGACAUUACAUGUUAGGCCACCAAUACAGAAAAGACUCGAGAGUGGUAGCUAAUCAGGCCCUUCUGUACGCCCAAAGCCUCAGCCUGGCCAGAGACGGCAAGGACGUUUGGGUCUUCGACAUAGAUGAGACCGCACUCUCCAACUUGCCUUAUUAUGCUCACCAUGGGUUCGGGGUGGAGCCGUAUAACCCCACUUUAUUCAGCAAAUGGGUAACGGAAGGCAAAGCCCCAGCUUUGCCAGAAACUCUUAACCUGUACAAAAAGCUAUUGUCUCUUGGGACCAAGGUGGUUUUCUUAACAGGAAGACCUGAAUAUCAAAGAAGUGUAACAGCUAAUAAUCUAAGAAAAGCUGGGUAUCACACUUGGGAGAAACUCAUUCUCAAGGGAUCAUCUUAUUCAGGCAAAUCAGCAGUGGUAUACAAAUCAAGUGAAAGAAAGAAGCUAGCGAUGAGUGGGUAUAAAAUCAUUGGGAACAUGGGUGAUCAAUGGAGCGAUCUCCUAGGGACUGAUGUCGGCAAUAGGACGUUCAAGGUGCCUGACCCAAUGUACUACAUCAGUUGAAAAUUAAUAAGUUAAGGUCUUAUUAUCAUGUAAAAUGUGAAACCGGGAAAGUGCCUGUUACCUAAUUUUCAAAAGCCUUAAGAGAAGAGG
Messenger RNA from Theobroma umbraticum, 908 nucleotides. RefSeq names its product acid phosphatase 1-like. Lineage: Eukaryota; Viridiplantae; Streptophyta; Magnoliopsida; Malvales; Malvaceae. Gene Ontology annotation, molecular function: acid phosphatase activity. The record is from RefSeq and is a predicted model, not a curated record.